GAAUUAAUCUGGGAAUUCCGGGAAACGGGGACCGCCAAAUCCGUCACCUGCACCUACUCCCCAGUGCUGAACAAGCUGUACUGCCGCCUGGCCAAGCCGUGCCCGGUGCAGGUCAGGGUGGGGGUCCCGCCGCCCCCCGGGGCUCUGCUCCGCGCCGUCGCCGUCUACAAGAAAUCCGAGCACGUGGCCGAGGUGGUGAGGAGGUGCCCCCACCACGAGCGCUGCGGGGGAGGAGGUGACGCCCCCGCCCAGCACCUGAUCCGGGUGGAGGGGAACCCCCAGGCUCGGUACCAGGACGACGAAACCACCAAGAGACACAGCGUGGCCGUGCCCUACUCACCCCCCGAGGUGGGCUCCGAGUGCACCACGGUUCUCUACAACUUCAUGUGCAACAGCUCCUGCAUGGGGGGCAUGAACCGCCGGCCCAUCCUCACCAUCCUCACCCUCGAGGGGCCGGGGGGACAGACUCUCGGCCGCCGCUGUUUCGAGGUUCGUGUCUGCGCCUGCCCCGGCCGCGAUCGGCGCCUGGAGGAGGAGAACCAGCGCAAAAGGGGCGGGGCCAAGCGAGCCCUGCCCCCCCCGGCUGAAGCCCCCGAGAGCUCCAAGAAGAGGGUCCUGGACCCCGACCCCGAGAUCUUCACCCUGCAGGUGAGGGGCCGGAAACGCUUCGAGAUGCUCCGGACCAUCAACGAGGCCCUGGAGGCCGCCGAGGCCGCGGGGACGGCGCCGCGAACGACCAGGGGGCGGCGCCCGCGGGGGGAGGGGCCAGUGCCCCGUGGGAAGAAGCUGCUGCUCAAACCGGAGUCGGGGGACUCGGAUUGACCCCGCCCCCUCCCCGCAGACCACGCCCCCUCCCCCGGAGGCCACGCCCCCUCCCCUGCAGGCCACGCCCCCUUUCCCACCACACCCCCAAUCCCCGUUUCCCAUUGGCCCAUCCCGUGUAGCCCCGCCCCUUUUGCUUUUAGCCACGCCCACCUGUCAAUCACAACUUUGACCACGCCCCCUUUAAACAUGGAGCUUUAGCCACGCCCACCUGUCAAUCACAGCGUUGGCCACGCCCCCUUUAACCACUGGGCUUUAGCCACGCCCACCUGUCAAUCAUUGCUUUGACCACGCCCCCUUAACCGCUGAGCUUUGGCCACGCCCACCUGUCAAUCACCAGUUUUGGCCACGCCCCCUUUAACCACUGGGUUUUAGCCACGCCCACCUGUCAAUCACAGCUUUGGCCACGCCCACCUGUCAAUCACAGUUUUGGCCACGCCCCCUUUAACCCCUUAGCUUUAGCCACGCCCACUUUAAUCCCCUGCCCUUCAUUUUAGCCACGCCCACUUUAAUGAGAUGCAUCCUUUAAGCCACGCCCACAUCCUGCAUGAUGACGUCAUCCCCGGCCACGCCCCCCUCCCUCUCCCCCGCGGAUUUUUAAUGUUUUUAUACAAUAAAGGAAUUUUUUAUAUCG
Poecile atricapillus (Black-capped chickadee) is the source of this 1456-nucleotide messenger RNA. It is a transcript of the gene TP53, whose product is annotated as tumor protein p53. Gene Ontology annotation, biological process: protein tetramerization; apoptotic process; regulation of transcription by RNA polymerase II. Gene Ontology annotation, cellular component: nucleus. The record is from RefSeq and is a predicted model, not a curated record. The transcript has 9 exons. The coding region runs from base 385 to 822 and encodes 145 amino acids. Lineage: Eukaryota; Metazoa; Chordata; Aves; Passeriformes; Paridae. Gene Ontology annotation, molecular function: RNA polymerase II cis-regulatory region sequence-specific DNA binding; DNA-binding transcription factor activity, RNA polymerase II-specific.